Bombus huntii is the source of this 1553-nucleotide messenger RNA. RefSeq names its product proliferating cell nuclear antigen (gene PCNA). The transcript has 4 exons. Bases 678 to 1463 code for a protein of 261 amino acids. Lineage: Eukaryota; Metazoa; Arthropoda; Insecta; Hymenoptera; Apidae. The record is from RefSeq and is a predicted model, not a curated record. Gene Ontology annotation, biological process: mismatch repair; translesion synthesis; leading strand elongation. Gene Ontology annotation, molecular function: DNA binding; DNA polymerase processivity factor activity. Gene Ontology annotation, cellular component: PCNA complex.
AUUUAAAUACUUUUGUACUGAUAUGUUUUUACCUUAUAGAUUUUUACGCUUACAUUUGCUUAGAAUAUUCUUUAUGUAAACAAUUGUGAAUAUUAUUAAAAUUAUUUUCUGUAUUUUUAGUUAGAUCUAUUUUUUCUUGAAAACAUUUUUCAACUCUCUAGGAUUAGUUAGUAUGAACCUUAACAUUCUUUACACUUUAUUUUAUGAGUACUAAAAACCCUUAUAGUUUUAAUUAAUUUAUAUUUUUCUUUUCAAACAACUCGUACUAAAAACUAAUAUUUAGUACAUAAACUGGAAAUUCUUGUUUUCUUUAAUAAUUUGCAUUGCGAUUUCUAUAAUUGCAACUUAUAUUUCUAAAUCAAAAUUUUGAUAUAUAACAAAUAAAUAACAUAUAAGGGGAGUGUUUUUUAUGUAAAAUAAACAGAUUGCAAUUUAUAUUACAGUAGAAGUGUUUUAAUAAAUUCAAAUUAAGUAAAGCAAGUAUAAAAUAAUACUUUGCGAGAGAAUCAUAAUUUGAAAAUUAAAUGUAUUUCCGGUACACACAAGUGCCACCUACUUCCUACCAGUCGACCGGUAAGAAAGCGCGGGUAGCGUUACCGGUGUAGUUACUAUUUUAAUUGUCGAUAUUUAUUACAUUCAUCAGUUGUGUGAAUUAAAAGUCGAGCAAAAUAGCAAAAAUGUUUGAGGCACGUUUGGUACAGAGUGCGAUUUUGAAGAAGGUGUUAGAUGCAAUAAAAGAUCUUUUAACCGAAGCCACCUUUGAAUGUUCUGAUUCUGGUAUUCAAGUACAAGCUAUGGAUAAUGCUCAUGUCUCCUUAGUUUCUCUUAAUCUUAGAAGCGAUGGCUUUGAUAAAUAUAGAUGCGAUAGAAAUUUAUCAAUGGGCAUGAGUAUUGCAUGCAUGUCCAAAAUUCUACGAUGUGCUGGUUCCGAAGAUACAGUGACAUUGCGAGCAUUGGAUAAUCCAGAAAAUAUUAUAUUUAUAUUUGAAUCACCAAAUAAAGAAAAGCUUGCAGAAUAUGAAAUGAAACUUAUAAAUAUGGAUCAGGAACAUCUUGGUAUUCCAGAUACUUCAUAUUCGUGUGUCGUAAAAAUGCCAUCUCAAGAAUUUUCACGUAUCUGUAGAGAUUUGAGCCAAUUUGGAGAAUCCAUAACUUUUGCAUGUUCUAAGGAGGGUAUAAAGUUCAGUGCUUCUGGAGAUUAUGGACAAGCCACUGUUAAGUUAGCACAAACAGCAGAUGCAGAUAAUGAAGAAGAAGCAGUAGUUGUCAAUAUGCAAGAACCAGUCAAACUAACAUUUUCAUGUCGUUACCUUAAUUGUUUUAUAAAGGCUGGGCCUUUAUGUGCACAAGUACAACUAUCAAUGUCUAAUGAUGUGCCCCUAGUAUGUGAAUACAAAAUUGGAGAUAUUGGACAUAUUAGAUAUUAUUUGGCACCAAAAAUUGAUGAUGAUGAAGAAAAUUAAAUUUUUAUACACUUUCAAACUUUUAAACAUUUUUUUUUAGUGUAUAAGUCAAUAACAUCAUAAAUAUAAUGUAUUAUAGCAUUGCUUUAA